GAUAUGCUAAGGACGUGGUUUGUUCCGGUAAAAAGCUGCCUGCUCGAUUAAGGAUAGUUCAUUUUAAGAACUCAUACAUUUUUUAAAUGAGAAGAAAAUACGUUUUUACUAUGUGACUACUUUUUACUUAAUUUUAUAAAAACAAAUCCACGUUGUUCUUUUCGCCGAACAACUUGAUAGGUUUGUGGAUGUCCUUGUCUGCUUUGUCGAUGGAAAACACAAUGCAGGCCUAAAGACUGCUAACGUUAGCAACAGUCUGCUAGCCUGCAGCUAAUUGGGAGUUAAAUCGAUGACAGGGCCUAUUUUCAACGCUGUACUGAAACAAUUUACGUGAUGUCGUCCCAGAUGCAGCUAUUCCCCCCCCCCUCCGUCUCCUCCAGUGCCUUCUGCCGGGUGAAGAAGCUGAAGGUGGAGAACUGUGUGUGGGACGUGUCCUCCUCGGAGGCCUACGGCAGCGUGAGGGGCCAGACGGGGUACGCCUUCCCCCCUGGUGGACCCCCCUUCGUUCCUUCUGCCCUGGUGUUUCCCCCCGCCCCCCCCGGCUCGCGGGGCCAGGUGGCGGUCCGGGCAGCCGACAGCACCGGGAGCCUCCCCAGGGGGGCCAGCAGGCGCGUUGCCGCUGGCGACCACCACUACAACACACACUCGUCCCACGCGGAGCCCCGUGGGCCCCGGCAGGGGCAGAAGAGGAGGAACGAGGAGCCCCCAGAGGGGGGAAGGGGCAGUGGGAGCGUUCAGAUCCUGGAGGAGCUUUCAGCCCCGCCUUUCUCCACCCGUGGGGGGGGCGGCGGGGGCACCGGGCAGUCGGUCCCCCACUCGGCCACGAAGAGCAGCAGCUCCAGCGGAGAGGGGGACUACCAGCUGGUGCAGCACGAGGUGCUGGGGUCCCCGGCCUGCAGCUACGAGGUGCUGGAGUUCCUUGGGAGGGGGACCUUCGGCCAGGUGGCCAAGUGCUGGAAGAGAGGAACCAAUGAGAUUGUGGCCAUCAAGAUCCUGAAGAACCACCCCUCCUACGCCCGGCAAGGGCAGAUCGAGGUGGGUAUCCUGAACCGGCUAAGCGCGGAGAACGCUGACGAGUUUAACUUUGUGCGUUCAUACGAGUGCUUCCAGCACAAAGGCCACACCUGCCUGGUGUUUGAGAUGCUGGAGCAGAACCUGUAUGACUUCCUGAAACACAGCAAGUUCAGCCCUCUUCCUCUCAGGAACAUCAGACCCAUCCUGCAGCAGGUGGCCACAGCCCUGAUGAAGCUGAAGAGCCUGGGCCUGAUCCACGCAGACCUGAAGCCAGAAAACAUCAUGCUGGUGGACCCCCUCAGACAGCCCUACAGGGUCAAGGUCAUAGAUUUCGGCUCGGCCAGCCACGUGUCCAAGGCUGUCUGUUCCACCUACCUGCAGUCGCGAUACUACAGAGCUCCAGAGAUCAUCCUGGGUCUGCCGUUCUGCGAGGCCAUCGACAUGUGGUCCCUGGGCUGUGUGAUUGCUGAGCUCUUCCUGGGCUGGCCUCUCUACCCCGGGGCGUCCGAGUACGACCAGAUCCGCUACAUCUCCCAGACCCAGGGGCUUCCUGCUGAGUACUUGCUGAGCGCAGGCACCAAGACCAGACGCUUCUUCAACAGAGGACCUGACUCCAGCUAUCCUCUGUGGAGGCUCAAGACUCCCUCAGAGCAUGAGGUGGAGAUGGGUAUCAAGUCCAAGGAGGCGAGGAAGUACAUCUUCAACUGCCUGGAUGACAUGAUGCAGGUCAACCUGUCGUCUCACCUGGAAGGGACAGACAUGCUGGCGGAGAAGGCCGACCGACGAGAGUUCAUCGACCUGCUGAAGCGCAUGCUCCGAUUGGACGCCGACAAAAGGAUCACGCCCACUAAGACUCUAGGCCACGCUUUCGUCUCCAUGACGCACCUUUUGGACUUCCCUCACAGCUCCCAUGUGAAGUCCUGCUUCCAGAACAUGGAGGUGUGUAAGCGGCGGAGCUCUUCGUUCGACAGCAGCAAGACCCUCUUCUCCACCAACACCGUGCCAGGCUCCGCUGCCGGCAACCUCACGGUCACCUUCAGCAGCCAGCUCAAUCAGCACAACCAGGCUAGUAUACCCCCCUACCUCCUGAAAGUGGUAUCUCCCUCUGGGAUGAUUUCUAUACUUACCAUUUGUGGACCAAUCCAUCAGGUGCCUUCCGCGGGGGGAGCGGUUCCGUUGCUGAACUACCAGCCGGCCCUGUACCAGCAGGCCACCAUCAACAUCCCGGGUCUGGCCCCGCCCAGCGGCCCCCUGCAGGGCCGCCCCGCCCUCUGCAGCCAGGCUCCCCCCUUCCAGCAGACCCUCAUCGUCUGUCCCCCCUCCACCCUCCAAGGGCUGCAGGCGUCCAGUAAGGGCUCCAGUUUCCCCGUGAGGAUGGACAGCUCCGUACCCAUGGGGCCUCAGAACCAGACGGGGCCCUCGCUGCAGAUCCAGCCUGGUGUUCUGGCACAGGGCUCCUGUACGCCCCUGAUGGUGGCCACCCUGCACCCCCCCUCUGUAGUCCCCCAGUACUCCCUGCCCCUGGGGGCCACCGGAGGGCGGCCCCCCCUGCUGGAGCACAUGGCCACCGUGCUGCAGGCCUGGCCCACCAGCGCCCAGCAGAUCCUCAUCCCCUCGUCCUGGCAACAGGUUCCGGGCGUGGCAGUCCACAGUGCAGCCGGUCAAUCAGCCUCCGAGUCACACAUUGAGACACUGCUCGCUGACGCUGCGACACAGCACACACACGGCUGGAGGGGAGUGGUCCAGAGCAGAGCCCUGCAGGACAGGAAGAGGGUGAAGGCGGGGCGGGGCGACAGCAGGAGCAGAAAUGUGUCUGCCACUUUGUUGCUUGGCAACACGGGUGCGACAAAUCACAGCUGCAGUGCUGCGCUCUCCCAGCCAAUCAUCAUCUCCGACACACCAAGCCCCGCCCUCAGCAUCAUCACUAUACACAGCGACACGGACACAGAGGAUGACAGAAAGUUCCACCCUGCCAGCUAUGGUGUGACCCAGCGUGCUAAUGUGAUCAGCUGUGUGACAGUCCACGACUCAGACUCAUCCACAACUAGCCCCCUCACGCCCCGCCCUCGCCUGCCCCCCUCCCACCUACCUCCCUCCUCCGGCCCAGCCCGGUCGCUGGCUGUGGUCGCUCCCUCCCUCAAGACCCAGCCCUCCGAGAACCUGGCCACCUCGGGAUACAUGAAGCCCAAGAGGACGUCCAACCGGCAGCCGUGCAGCUCAGGAGAGGGCGUCGACCGGCUUGCUCCCAGCCAAUCACACCCUCUCAAUCUCAGCCAGGUACAGCCAGUGGUGUCGUCGUCUCAGGAGCGCUUACUGCGUCGACAGCAGACCUGCCCCCCCGCUUCCCACUACAGCUUCCAGGAGGUGCCCCCCCUGGGCUCAGCCCCCGGCCUCUACAGCUACCCAGCCUCGGCGGCGCUGGCCUCGGCCUCGCAGGCCCUGGAGCAGCUGCUGGGCCCGGCCCUGCCCGCCUACCCCGCCCCCCGCCGGGACCAGGGCAGGAAGGACGGGGGGGGCCUGGUCCCCGCGCUGGCUGCCUUCCAGCACCCGUUCAGCGGGUCGCCCUAUGCCACUCCGCGGGCUGAGGCAUACGGCGCCUACCAGCUGAGCCCCCGCAGCCUGCCCCAAUACCCCUACCUAUGAGGAGGGGAUACCCUCAGACGAACAUCACUGGACGGUCAGACGUUCUUAGGGAGCCAGGGGGGAGGGAAGAUUGAGGGAAGAGGGAGGGAAGAUUGAGGGAAGAGUGGAGUUCUGCUGCAACAGUGAUUUCACUUCCAACCCAUUUUACUGUCUUUUUGGACUUUCAGUCCAAGACUUUUAGUACAUUUUUAAAAAGCAACGGUAUCCAAGGGAUUAUGUGAUAUUGUACCAAUUUUUUUUUACCUUUAGUCUGCUUGUUUUUAUUCCCUAUAUCUCUGGGCUUGUGAAGGAAGCGUUGUGGUAAAUGUGUCUGACCAUGUGUUGUUUAAAUGAGGAGGCUUUGUGUUAGAAGAACUCCUCUGACAUGAAGCCUUGAUCCCCACAACCCUUCCAGCGAGCCUGUGGCUAGCACAGGGGGCUAGCGACAUGCCAGCUAACAUGAGAGCCUGUGGCUAGCACAGGGGGCUAGCGACAUGCCAGCUAACAUGAGAGCCUGUGGCUAGCACAGGGGGCUAGCGACAUGCCAGCUAACAUGAGAGCCUGUGGCUAGCACAGGGGGCUAGCGACAUGCCAGCUAACAUGAGAGCCUGUGGCUAGCACAGGGGGCUAGCGACAUGAGCCUGUGGCUAGCACAGGGGGCUAGCGAAAUGCUAGCUUAGCUAACAUAAAGAGAGCCCUGAGGCAUCCUGUUUUUGUUUCUUUAAAUUAUAUAGAA
Messenger RNA from Hypomesus transpacificus, 4372 nucleotides. It is a transcript of the gene hipk1b, whose product is annotated as homeodomain interacting protein kinase 1b. Gene Ontology annotation, biological process: intrinsic apoptotic signaling pathway in response to DNA damage by p53 class mediator; peptidyl-serine phosphorylation; smoothened signaling pathway. Gene Ontology annotation, molecular function: protein serine/threonine kinase activity; protein tyrosine kinase activity; ATP binding. The transcript is spliced from 17 exons. Gene Ontology annotation, cellular component: PML body; nucleus; cytoplasm. The record is from RefSeq and is a predicted model, not a curated record. NCBI's taxonomy places the organism in Eukaryota, Metazoa, Chordata, Actinopteri, Osmeriformes, Osmeridae. The coding region runs from base 334 to 3657 and encodes 1107 amino acids.